Molecule: messenger RNA, 1608 nt
Organism: Paracoccidioides lutzii Pb01
Exons: 5
Coding region: 1-1608 (535 amino acids)
Source: RefSeq, a predicted model, not a curated record
AUGGCCCAAGGGCAGCUAUGGGCUACUUUAAGGACCGCCAUUGAUCCCCUUAACGCAAAAGCAAUGCCCAUCAUCCUACAAUCGGCCAUUGAUUUGUUGGAGACAGAACUUGCAAAUGCUAGAGCCGCGCUGCAGGCAAUCCAGGCGCAGCCGGCAUCAAUAAUAUCCUCUGUGUCCUCAUCCUUUUCAUCUACCCCUUCCUCUUACUCCAGUGUUGACAUACAGGACUCUAUCACCGCUGGCGCAAUGGCUGCCUACAAACACCACCUGGUCGGCCAAGCCACCUUGAUUAACAACCCUUCUCUCUGCCUGCCAUGUCGCUCUACCUCCACAUGCACCACCCUCCGCUCCAUCAUCAUGGAUACCCCAUACGUCUUCCGGUAUAUGGAUUUGACAAAAUGCCGUGGGGCUCAGCCACCGCCAUCAACAGGUCCCAUCGAUCCAGGCGGCGAGACUUGGAGGACUCAACGCAUGGAUGAAUCUUUGACUGAAGAUGAGUUUUAUGGAGGACCAUUGAGGGGGAUCUUUUCAGAUUUGGGACGUAGGAAUAUCUUGCAGGAUGUCAGAACUCUGGUCCUGGAUGGUCUCUCUGUUCCUGCAGACCUAAUUGCCGAUAUCAUCCUGACAGACAAAUUUAACGUAGUUAUCCUGUCGAUUAGGGACUGUCUCAACCUUAACGAACGGAAAUUAAUGCAGACUCUUCAAUACGCUGUCAGACCUUCACGCGCCAAAGGUAUGCCAAGAGUGAAAGGGAUCUAUCAUUUCACUCCAAUGGAUGAUGCCCAGACCGCCUUUCAGGACAGGCAGCACUCGGGCCCCUCUCAACCAUACGGCUCCUCUGAACUUGAUGACAAUGCCAAGCAUCAAGGUCGGAUGACUUGGAGACAUCCGUGGUACAAACCGACCGGAAGAGUGCUCAAGAAGCCAAUCUCCACUGGAUGGGCGCAGACAUUACAGCUCUGCAACGGGAUCAUCUCCUUUGAUGCGGUUUUGUGUCGAAGCCCACAACAUCAGCCCUUGUUUACUGCAGCAGGCACCGCAGCAGGCAACGACAUGCAACCCGUAUCUUACUUCUCCCCAGCUAUAGCAACUGUUGCCCUCGGGCCCAGCGGGUGUGAGGGUUGCCAUUCCUCCCCAGAGGGUCCGGCAGUCUGGAAUCAUUCACCAAAUCACCAGUUCCCGCUCUUGACGCCGCCACCAAUGCACUCGUCCAGAGUCACCACCGCCAAGUCACCCGCUGGCUGCUCAAAUGGUGAAUAUACUCUGAUAAUGCAGUGCCAAGAUUGCCUGACCAACCGCUGGUGCCACCGGUGCGGCCGAUGGUGGUGUUCCGCCUGUCUCCCCAACCCAGAAAAGCCAACACAUCAUCUCAUGCUGCAUCAAACAGCGUCACGGCCCACAGGCCCUUCUGAACAAAAGCGCCUUUUAACUGAUAUCAGCAAAGAUUGCUGGGAAUGUGGUGCUACAUGCGGCGCUUGUAAAAUAGAAGUUCAACGGAUCUGCACAACCUGCCAGGGAGAGUAUUGCCUCGAACACAAUGACGGCUGCACCCCUAGCAAGUGCGACUGGUGCAAUACGAGCGCCCGCGGACAGAGAGCUCUACAAUAG